GAAUCUGAAGGCCGUUUGAAAUCUGAAGAAGACCUGGUGUUCUGCAGCCACAGCUGCUUCCUUCUCUACUGUUCCUCAUCACCACUGCAGUCUAGAUCAGCCACAGAAACAAAGGAAUCUGUGUCCCUUCUCCCUGCCUCAGAGCAAAUCGAGAGCCUUUCUAAAGCUCAGCACCAGUACAGUAAUAAAAUGUCAUCGCUGGACGUGCAUUGCCUGGCCCAGCUUCAGCCCAAACAGUCUCCCCCUUCUACCCCUAUCCCUUUCCCCACAGCAGGUGAGACACCAAAGAUGGAGACUAAGUCUGACGCCAUCAAAGUGACAGUGAAGCUGAAGGCCCGGCCAAGGUCCAAUGACUGCUGGAACCAGGGAAAAAGACAGAAAGGACUCCGCUGGAGGAAGUGGACUGUCCAAGUAGUGAUACCGAGAGGGAAUUCCCAACUCCCAGAUGAGGAUAAGAUUGAUGAACUCCUCAAGAAACUCGGGGCCUCCCUGCGUCCCCCUGCUUCUCUGCAGGACCACAGACGUUGCUGUUUCUGCCACCAGUUUGGAGAUGGGAACACCGAUGGCCCUGCUAGGCUGCUUAAUCUUGAUCUCGAUGUAUGGGUUCACCUUAACUGUGCACUGUGGUCAACUGAGGUGUAUGAAACCCAGGCUGGCGCCCUCAUCAACGUGGAGCUUGCACUGCGUCGAGGUCAAGCGGUCCGCUGCGCUUACUGCCAGCAGACAGGAGCCACUAGUGGCUGCCACCGCCUACGCUGCACCAAUGUCUACCAUUUUACAUGUGCCCUGCAAGCUCAGUGCACCUUCUUCAAGGACAAGACCAUGCUAUGUCACGCCCACAGGCCCCGGGGAACAGCAGGACAAGCACUUGAGCACGAGCUACGUUGCUUCGCUGUCUUUCGACGUGUCUACGUCCAAAGAGAUGAAGUGCGUCAGAUUGCCACUGCGGUGCAGCAUCCCGAGUUAGGCUACACCUUUAGAGUUGGCAGCCUGGUGUUGCAGGCAAUGGGUCAACUUACUCCUCUACAAAUGGCAGCUUUCCAUUCCACAACAGCCAUCUUUCCAAACGGCUAUGAGGCUUGCCGCAUUUAUUGGAGUAUGCGCCAUGGCAGCCACCGUUGCCGUUACAUCUGCUCUGUUGAAGACAGCCAGGGACUGCCAGAGUUUACCAUCAGAGUCAUUGAACAGGGCUACCAAGACCUGGUCCUGACUGACACCUCUGCUAAAGGAGUGUGGGACAAGGUUCUGGGUCCUGUUGCUGAGAAAAGAACUGAAUCAGGUACUUUGAAGCUGUUCCCUAUUUACCUGAAAGGAGAGGACCUGUUUGGCCUCACAGUCCCUGCAGUCACCAAGAUCACCGAAUCGCUCCCAGGAGUAGAGGCAUGUGACAGGUACUCGUUCCGUUACGGACGUAACCCUCUCCUGGAGUUGCCUCUCGUGUUCAAUCCAGCUGGCAGCGCCCGCGUCCAGCCAAGGACAAACGCCACCUACUCUUCUCUGGUCAUAAGGCCACAAGCACAGGCUGUAUCCACCAGCAACGCCAGGUCUAACCAGAAUGUGGCCCAAGGAGAAGGUGGCGCCCCCCAUAGCAAGCCUCCAGUAGUGCACCCCAGGUCCUCUCAGUACCGCUGGAUGAAGAGUGAGUGGAGAGCCAAUGUCUAUCUUGCCCGCUCCCGCAUCCAGGGUCUGGGGCUGUUUGCUGCCAGAGACAUUGAAAAACAAACUAUGAUGAUCGAGUACAAUGGAACCAUCCUCCGUAAUGAGGUUGCCAUCAGGAAGGAGAAGCUCUAUAGAUCUCAGAACCGAGAAGUGUUCAUGUUCCGCAUCGACAGUGAACAUAUCGUUGAUGCCACUCGAAACGGGGGGCUGGCAAGAUACAUCAACCACUCUUGUGCUCCGAACUGUGUUGCUGAGGUGGUGACAUUUGAAAGGGGUUACAAAAUAAUCAUCAGCUGCGUUCGCAGGGUUGAAAAAGGCGAGGAGCUUUGUUUCGACUACCAGUUUGACACCGCGGAGGUUCAGCACAAGAUCGCCUGCCACUGUGGAGCUCCUGAAUGCAGGAAGUGGAUUAACUGAGAAAAACAACUGACAAAACCUAAAUGCAUUCCUUACUAAAGUGUGUGGAUGCUGUGAUCUCUGCACAGAGAGAGAAAAGGCUUCACAUUGAAAUCAUUUUAUGAACGAGCAGAAGGCCUGAACCCUCGGAGGAGACGAAUGAAUUUACACAUCGGUUCAUUAAGAUCAUGGGGGGGAAACAUUGGUGGAGGAAGGGAAAACGUAAACACAGUAGCAGGAUGUGACUCGUGCCAUAUGUGAGGGGCUCUGUUGUAUGAGAGGCCUCUGUCUGUCUGUAUGUAUCUGUGUGUUUGCUCGGUGUACAUGGGGUGCGGAAUCCACCAGCGAAUGAGAAAGCACUGUGCAGGGUGCGGCCUUAUUGCUUACUAAGGGCAGGCCCUUUUGUUUCAUACUGUUAAUGUAUACCGUAUGACUAAAUGUAGACAUCACUGAAUGAGGAAUGUACAGCAAUGAAUAAUGCGAAGGGAAUAUUAACUUGCACUAAAAAAAGAAAAUAAACAAAAAAACAACACACACACACACACAAACUUUUAAAAUACUUGAUUCCAUGAGUCAGUUUUAUCAUAGGUCUCUGUCAUGUGAUUUGUGUGGAAUAUGAGAGGUUUUGUAUUUAUUACUGAGUGAAUGAAUUUUAUUCUCAACAUGAUGAGAUUGAGUUGAAGAAGGCUAGAUUGCUAUUGUUUUUGAAGACUGAAGAAGACAUGCUGUUACUUUUGUAUAAAUGUACAUAAAGAAAACUAUAGGAAUAACCGACCAAAUACUACCUUAACCUUCUCGAUGUUUGGGUGUUUUUGAAUUGUUUCUGUUUGUCAUUGAAAUUUAUUUAAGAUGGACGUUAUUUCCGUUUGAGAGUAUAUAUUAUGAUUAUUCUGUACAGAAUUUGUAAUAUAACCACAAUAAUUCACAAAGUAUUUUUGUUGUAUUAAAAGUAAGGUAUUGUAGCGUAUUGUUUUGUGACUUACACAUACUUUGACCACUCAAAAAAAGAAAUAUUUUUGUUGACUAACGUAACAAGUUAUCAGUUACAGAAUCAAAGAAGAAAAAAAUGACUUCAAAUAGUGAGAGAUCAUUGUGGUCUGUUUGCUGUUAAUCAGGUUUGAUUUUAAAGAACUGUGAAUUAGGUUUUGAAACCCAAAAAGGCAAACUUUUUAACUUUUUAACACGAAUAGGAACACAAACAUGUAUUUAUCUGUUUCUGUUUUUACUUUACUUUUAAAACAAGGUGCAAACGUCUGAUGAUGUUUUGAAUUAGACGAGAUUGGUGUGUGACAGAAAGAAUGGGGGAACUCUUAUUUGGAACCAUGGCUUGUUCUGCCUUUUUUGGACAGAAAUGGCAUUCUCCUCAAUCAGAAAUAUUUCUUAUACCGACACUUCACAAGUCACAUGCUUAGAAACGGAAGAGUUUUUGCGUGCACAAUAUCAAGUCGACUGUAAAAUUUUGGAGACAGUCUUAGAACUUGUAAUGUAUAUGGCAUGUAUUUUUUUAACUUUCCGAAGACUCAAUUGUAUAUAUUUUCUCAAUGAAUGGUUGUAACAAAAUUGUUUCUUGAUAUUUUUCUUCUCUUGUAUGAUAUUACAUCAUCCUGCCAGUGUGUUUGUGCUACAUUUUCUUGGUCGUGUAAAGUAGUCAGAUUUUUUUUUUCUGCCUUCCUUCUUUCCUCUCUUCCUUUCCUUCUUUCUUUUUUUGAAAAUGCCUUUUGAAGUGUACAGAGUAUGGAGUUUGUGGAAUUGAAUUUAGAAACAUUUACAAAAAUAAACUAUUUUACAUGUU
Messenger RNA from Paralichthys olivaceus (Japanese flounder), 3847 nucleotides. The record is from RefSeq and is a predicted model, not a curated record. Lineage: Eukaryota; Metazoa; Chordata; Actinopteri; Pleuronectiformes; Paralichthyidae.